AGACAUGAGAGUUUGUCGGAUUUUUAUAAGUGACUGUGUCGUUUACGGUUCCGCUACGAUUAGGUUUAACAGUGAUUGUUAAUAGACGAGAACGACCAUUGAUUCUGAUAUUAUCGUUUUCCCAGCUCUCGCUAAACGAACAAACAGCUUGAUCCGUCGAAGCCAAGCUACCUAAUUCCUAUCGAAAGUGGCAAAGCUAGCUAUCCUAAGGUAUCUGAUCAUCAGAUUAGUUGGGAGCUAACCUAGCUGUUCCGCUGUUGUAGAAUUAGCAGCAGCUUAGUGCUUGCUACGCGAAGGAAAUAGUAAAAGAAAAGAUUUCCUGCUCAAAGUCACCAUGAAGCUCUAUAGUUUGAGUGUCCUGCACAAGGGAACGACGAAAGCCAACCUGCUGAAAGCGGCCUUUGAUUUAUCGUCUUUUAGUUUUUUCCAGAGGUCCAGUGUUCAAGAGUUUAUGACGUUCACGAGCGCCCUAAUAGUAGAACGCUCAUCACAUGGAAGUCGUGCUUCUGUCAAGGAGCAAGAGUACCUGUGUCAUGUGUAUGUAAGGAAUGAUUCUCUUAGUGGAGUCGUGAUUGCAGAUAGUGAAUACCCAUCUAGAGUUUGCUUUACUCUUCUUGAUAAGGUGCUGGAUGAUUUCUCUAAGCAAGUGAACAGCAUAGACUGGCCCUCAGGUUCCCCAGCCUCCAUUCAGUAUACUGCUCUGGACGGCUACCUGGCCAAAUAUCAGAAUCCCCGUGAAGCUGACGCCAUGACCAAAGUGCAAGCGGAACUGGAUGAGACAAAAAUUAUUUUGCAUAACACAAUGGAAUCCCUUCUAGAGAGAGGUGAAAAACUGGACGACUUGGUUUCAAAGUCAGAACAUCUUGGAAACCAGUCCAAAGCCUUUUAUAAAACGGCACGAAAGCAGAACUCCUGCUGUGAGAUCAUGUGAUGGUGUCGACGUAUUUCGACGGACUUGACUGUCUGUCCCUGGCCAAUUCUCUUCCAUGUCGCUCUUUUCCUUGUUCCUUUCUCUCUCUCUCUCUCUCUCUCUCUCUUCUCUCUCUCUUCUGGCCUGGCCAGGAUCAUAUAGUACAUAACAGUCAAAGAGAACACUGGGACCUGUAGUGAGCAAAAGGGGGCGGGGCUUGGGGGUGGAGUCAAUGAAAUAUUAUUUUAAAAGAAAGGCAAAAAAAAAAGGUUCAGAAUAGGGGGGAAGGGGGCUGAUUUCCCAGACUGCACCACACUAAACAUUGCUGCUCAUUUUGGAUGUUGGAUGUUGUUUGGGGGCGUUUGGCCGUUUGGGCAGCGUUCGUGCGGACGCCUCCACAGCCUCUGGGUUUCGCCGUAAACUACAGACCGAGGAGCGUGGGGCAUCGCAUGGAGGGCGUGAGGGUACCUCUCCCCGCCGUGCCUUACUUUCAGACGGCUUUUUUUUUCUGGGGGGAGAGAGAGAGAGAGAGUCAGCUUCACUAUGACGAGUCAUGUAGCCUUAUGGACUCUGGAUAUUAUGAGUGAGUUGGCGAGCUCCAAUCAAAACUUUUUUCCCCGCUUGUUAGUUUUGAAUGGAAGCACUUCUUGUAGAACAGAGCAGGGUGAAAUUCUAGUUUUUUUUUUUGUUUUGUUUUUCUGUCCCAAGUGACUAAUUUUAUUGCUAUGAGAUGAAGUGAUUUGUACUAAGUUUGUAAUUGCUCAUAAUUAUUGUGACCUCGUCGCGUGGAAACUAGCUAAAGUAUUAUUGAGGACUCGUUCACUAUUCAUUAUUCGUUUUGAUCAAAACCCAACUGUACGAUGUUUGGGCUUUCAGAUAAAAUGACCAAAAUUCGAAAAAUGAUGUGUUGAGGUUUAACUGACUAUUUUUAAAUUACAGUUCAUAUUCAGGUAAUUUUUUUUCUUUUGCUUUUCUUUAUUUUUUUUUUUUCCAAUAUGACAAUAAAUGUGUACGUAACCUAAACUGUUAUC
This is a messenger RNA of Chanos chanos (milkfish), 1941 nucleotides long. RefSeq names its product YKT6 v-SNARE homolog (S. cerevisiae) (gene ykt6). The transcript has 8 exons. Gene Ontology annotation, cellular component: Golgi apparatus. The coding region runs from base 335 to 931 and encodes 198 amino acids. Gene Ontology annotation, biological process: endoplasmic reticulum to Golgi vesicle-mediated transport. The record is from RefSeq and is a predicted model, not a curated record. Gene Ontology annotation, molecular function: SNAP receptor activity. NCBI's taxonomy places the organism in Eukaryota, Metazoa, Chordata, Actinopteri, Gonorynchiformes, Chanidae.